Aspergillus sclerotioniger CBS 115572 is the source of this 1474-nucleotide messenger RNA. Its product is annotated as MFS transporter. The coding region runs from base 1 to 1443 and encodes 480 amino acids. Gene Ontology annotation, cellular component: membrane. NCBI's taxonomy places the organism in Eukaryota, Fungi, Ascomycota, Eurotiomycetes, Eurotiales, Aspergillaceae. Gene Ontology annotation, biological process: transmembrane transport. The transcript has 6 exons. The record is from RefSeq and is a predicted model, not a curated record. Gene Ontology annotation, molecular function: transmembrane transporter activity.
AUGUCGGGAGUUGAAUCAACACCACAGGAUGGAGAGCCCUCUUCAACUACUCCACUACUUGGUGAUGAUCAGCCCCCAAAGAAAGACAUUUCCAACAUCCGCGCCCUAGUGAUCUGUGCUGCAUUCAUCUUCAUCGUCGACUUUGCUUCAGAAUUGCAAUUUGCGCCCACGAAUCAACUCCUCGAACUGUCCGUGUGUCGGUCCUAUUAUCGUUCCCUUGACCCUUCCAAUAUAGCACCCGACGGUACUAUCCUGGGCAAAACCUGCAAGAUCGAUGUGAUUCAAAGAGAAGUUGCUAUGUUGAGGGGCUGGUUAGGGCUUGCACAGGCACUCCCUGGACUUCUCCUCGCCAUCCCCUACGGACUGCUGGCACAACGAUAUGGGCGCAAGCUGGUGGCAGCCUUGGGGCUCAGUGGUGAGAUCCUAGCUAGUCUCUGGAUCUGGCUCGCGUGCCACUACACUCCACGGUUCUCCAGCUGGGCCAUCGCCAUAUCGGCUAUCAUUCGCUUCAUUGGGGGCGGAUCCUCGGUGAUGUCGUCGAUGGUAUUUGCAUUGGUCUCAUCGUUUGCAUCCUCGCAUAGCCGCACCCGGGUCUUCUUCUACAUGGCAGUCUCUCAGAUGGUUGCUGAUCUCCUAUCUCCGCCGCUGAGCUCGUUGCUCUUGUCGCGAUAUGGGCCGGAUAUUCCCUACCUUAUGGGGACGCCUCUCGAAAUGGUGGGCUAUCUGGGUAUUUAUAUUCUCCCUAACCCGGACCCUCCGUCCGAUGGCAACAGCAAUGAGAGCGACAAGAGUGAAGCUCAACCCCCACGAGCGCGCAAAGCAACGCAUCCUAAAGAGGUCUUCUCCUACCUCCUCUCUCCCACGGGUCUUCUCCCUCUUCUACUGGCUUUUAUGGUGCACAAGCUCAGUCGUCAGAUCGAAGAGCUUAUCGUUCAAUACACGACGGUCCGAUUCGGUUGGACGGUUGCACAGAGCGGAUACCUACUUUCCCUCUCCGCAGCCAUGCAUAUCAUCCUAGCCUGUGCCAUCCUACCAUGGACUCACCGAUUCUUACUGACGAUAUAUGCUCGCAACAAUGCAGCAAGUGCUGAUCUCCUCCUGGCGAAAGGAAGUGUUGUAUUUCUUGCAGCAGGUCCUUUGAUAAUGGGCCUUGCUUCUCAUCCUGGGAUGUUGGUUCUUGGUCUCAUGCUCUUCAUCAUGGGCACCGGCUUUCGCCAAUCCGUGCAAUCGUAUCUAACCGGCGCUGUGCCCCCCGAGAACAUCACAUUGCUAUAUACCUCCAUCACUGUGCUGGAUGCAUUGGGAUCCCUGGCUGCUGCACCACUGUUGGCGUAUACUCUGGCUGCGGGGAUCCAGGCGGGGGGGAUGGCUAUGGGAUUGCCGUUUCUGUUGGCGGCGGGAUUGUAUACUGUUAGUGGGGUUGGGGUGUGGCGUGUUCGGUGACUGUGUAUGUAGUUGAUGAGUAUGAUUAGAG